This is a messenger RNA of Ixodes scapularis (black-legged tick), 1458 nucleotides long. RefSeq lists its product as uncharacterized. The transcript has a single exon. The record is from RefSeq and is a predicted model, not a curated record. Bases 1 to 1458 code for a protein of 485 amino acids. Gene Ontology annotation, molecular function: zinc ion binding; nucleic acid binding. NCBI's taxonomy places the organism in Eukaryota, Metazoa, Arthropoda, Arachnida, Ixodida, Ixodidae.
AUGGCCAACGGAGCGGCUGCCCCCGUUGAGGGCGCGCAUCAGGAUACGAGCAACGCCGGAGAUUCGGGCUACAAGAUGCUGCUGCCGCUACUACCAAGUGGCAGCAGGCUUGAGAAGACCGUUUUCCUGCAUGGGGACCCCAGAGGACGCCCCUACCGCACUCAGGACUUUGCCGAUAUGUUGCAGUCGACUGUUGGAAUGAAGCACGUGGUUGGGCUGGGCGCCUUCCAGUUCAACCACGUGUUUGUGUGCACCCUGAACUCAACAGACGCUAAGGACAAGCUGACCGCGCUGAAGGAUGUCAAGGUGAAAGGCCGGAAAUGCGUCGUGGUCGACCCGAACUUCACGGAGGUGGUGCUGCGGGUUCACUGGCUCCCCACCUACGUGACAGAUAGGGAGGUCAGCGCCGCCUUCGCGGAGUUUGGGGUCGUCGAAGAGAUCACCAGGGAGAUGUGGAAGUCGCCGACCGACGACUACGAAGUCGAAACAUCUACGCGGUCCGUAAGGAUCAUCCUGAAGAAAGGGGGCCGAAGGGAUGAGCUGCCGCACCAGGGACACGUGGCCGACUAUCCCGUGCUCAUCUCCGUGCCCGGCCGGCCUCCCAUGUGCCUCCGGUGCAACCAGCUGGGGCAUAUGCGAAGGCAAUGCAGGGCGCCGUGGUGUCGCGGCUGCAGGGGCUACGGACACGUCGAGGCCGACUGUGUCCCAACGUACGCCUCCAAGACGAGGCACGAGCCACUGCGCGAGCGGCACCAGGAGCUGCUGGACGACGGCGACACGGAGGGGGCCGCAGUAGUCGAGGUAAACGAAGCACAUCCGACUCCGGAGCUGCAGACUCUACGCGAGAUCGUGGACCCUUCGGCAGCCGUCCCCUCGGCUGACAUUCGCGGGGGACCACCGAACGAAGACGACACCGACUCGGGCCCUUCGGUGGGGGAGCCCGACCCGGUGUCGGCGGAGAGGGCUGCCGCGGCGGCUUCCAUCUCCGAGCCCACGAUGCCCACGGCUUCGCGGGAAGAAGCGGAGGAGGCCACUCCGCCAGCGCCGACAGCCGCUCCGGGGAAAGCUCCCCCGCCGGAGCCCAACGCAGGUGCGCCUCUCAAGGACACGGGCAAGGCAACACGACAGAGUGCGCGUAAAAAGUACAAAGACCUUCCCGAAAUCCCAGCCUCGCGUCCCGUCGAAACGGAUCGGUCUUCACUGAAGAAUGUGCGAGGAAACCCGGCACUUUCCAUAAUUUGGGUGAGAGUUAUCUUUCCUCAACUCUGUCUUUUCGAUUUUUACUCGGUAGUUGUGCUUCGUUGGUUUUCUUUUCGUUCUCUUUUCUUAGUUGUUGUGUUUGUACCUUUCAUCUCGUCUUAUCACGUCUACAUUUGUACUGUUGGUCUUGGCUGCUUCUUUGUGUUCUGUUUAUAUACAAUAAUUUUAAAUGAAGUGUUUAAAAAUAGCAACCUUUAA